Mya arenaria is the source of this 1431-nucleotide messenger RNA. RefSeq names its product N(4)-(Beta-N-acetylglucosaminyl)-L-asparaginase-like. Gene Ontology annotation, biological process: protein deglycosylation. The record is from RefSeq and is a predicted model, not a curated record. Gene Ontology annotation, molecular function: N4-(beta-N-acetylglucosaminyl)-L-asparaginase activity. Bases 41 to 1093 code for a protein of 350 amino acids. The transcript has 8 exons. Lineage: Eukaryota; Metazoa; Mollusca; Bivalvia; Myida; Myidae.
AAUAUACAUAAAGAUUCCUGUACACAAAUCGUCCAUUGCAAUGUCUCUGGUGUACGUUUUCGUGGGGCACACUUGUCUGCACGUGCUAGGGCUGGUUGCCGGCAUCUUACUCGGGCCUAUCGACAGCCUGCCUCUCGUGUUGACCACGUGGCCAUACCAGGAUGCUGUGGAGGCAGGUUGGCGAACGUUAACGACGGGACAGGGGUCGGCCGUAGACGCUGUGGAAGCGACGGGCCACUCGUGCGAGAUGGCACAGUGCCGACACACCGUUGGCUUCGGCGGAAGUCCCGACGAACGAGGGGAGACUACCCUAGACGCCAUGAUCAUGGAUGGGGUAACACACAACGUGGGGGCGGUAGGCGGGCUACGGCGGAUCAAGCAGGCCAUCUCGGUGGCACGGAAAGUGCUGGAUAACACUGACCAUACCCUUAUAGUCGGGGAUCAGGCCACGCAGUUCGCUGUGGAGAUGGGUUUCACGGAAGAAAACCUAACUUCGGACUUCUCCCGUCAGAUUUGGGAGGCUUGGAGGAACAACAGCUGUCAACCCAACUUCCGGGAGAAUGUGGUUCCUGACCCAAAUAAAUUCUGUGGACCAUAUCAUCCAGUCAACAGCCGCACUGCAAGAUCAACUGCAAAUGAGAACCCGUUUACGAUUGGUGAAAAUAACCAUGACACGAUUGGAAUCAUCGCCAUUGACAGCAAUGGCAGGGUUGCGUCUGGAGCUUCCACAAACGGCCUUACAUAUAAAGUCCCUGGACGCGUUGGUGACACCCCGAUAGCCGGCGCCGGUUCCUACGCGGACACUGAUAUAGGGGCGGCCGCCUGUACAGGAAAUGGCGACAUUAUGAUGAGGUUUCUACCAAGCUACCAGGCGGUCAGCCUUAUGGGUACCGGGAUGUCACCACAGAAUGCUGCUCAGCGCGCCAUCGAUACCAUUGUACGGAAGUACCCGACAUUCAAGGGCGCUGUUGUAGCCGCUGAUAAGCAUGGCAAUUACGGAGCUGCUUGUCACGUGUGGACUAAUUUCGCCAUCACCGCCAAGACGCCAGCACUGCCUAACGUCACCGUGUUCAACAUCACGUGCAGCUCGUGAGAGUUUUCGUGUGCCAAGAACGCUGUAGCAACCAUCUGCCUUUCAUUGCUGAAAAUACAUAUUUGCCUGUUAUCAAUGAUAUUUGCGUCAAUUAAUUAUUUAGUCAUUGCUAUAACAUUCAUUGUUCGAAUCCUUGACAAUUCAGGUAGGCCAUUCAUAUCAUUAAUGGGGUGUGUGUGUGUGUGGGGGGGGGUAAGCUUAUUAUACCCUUUCGGCGAGCAAUACUGUAAAAUGCUAAUAGUAAAGAUACUUUUUAAAGUUACAAAAUGUCAAGUUUGAAUAAAACAAUGUUUAUUUAGUUUUCACCGAGAGCUGUUUAUGAUAUAGACAUUAUUUUA